AGGCCGGGCAGGGCCGAGCCGGGGCGGCGGGGAACCGAGGACAAAGGCUGCGCUGACACGGGAGCCGCGGGCUCUGCGGGGACAGAACCAGUGGGCAGAGCGGGGAGCACUGGGGUGCCACGGCCCCCUUACACCCCCCGACCCCGCGUCCAGCGCCCACGGCCGCCCGCGCGUCGCUGAUGCUGCUGGACACCCGAGACCCGAGCUAGAGGCUGGGCUGCAGGGUGCAGAGCCAUGAAGCUGAACGAGCGGAGCUUGGCCUUUUAUGCCACCUGUGACUCCCCGGCCGACAACGCCGGCUUCCUGUACAAGCGUGGCGAGCGGCACACGGCCUACCAUCGCCGCUGGUUCGUGCUCAAGGGCAACAUGCUCUUCUACUUCGAGGAGAGGGAGAGCCGGGAGCCGGUGGGAGUCAUCGUGCUGGAGGGCUGCAACGUGGAGCUCUGCGACUCGGCCGAGGAAUUCGCCUUCGCCAUCCGCUUCGGCGGUGCCAAAUCUCGCACCUACGUGCUGGCGGCAGAGAGCCAGGCUGCCAUGGAGUCGUGGGUGAAGUCUCUGUCGCGAGCCAGCUUCGACUACAUGCGCCUGGUGGUGAGGGAGCUGGAGAAGCAGCUGGAGGAGAUGCGCUGGGGGCUGGCUGCUGGGUGCGGGGGCUGCCAGGGGCCGCCCGGCUCCUGGAAGCCGAAGCCUUUGGGGCCGGAGCAGUGUCCGGAGCGGCUGCCAGCUCUGCCCGCCGUCCUGCCGAAGGAGAACGGUUGUGCGGUGUGGAACAACGUACCGGGGCUGCAGCGGCCACCCGAUGCCUCUGGCUGCGGCGGGCAGGACAGUGAGGGGCACCCGCAGCCGCCGCCGCUGCCGCCGCGCGGGAGGGCAUCGGGCAGCGAGCCGGGCAGUGCCAGGGCGGCUGCGCCCCAGGGGCCGUCCACCUUCUGCCUGCUCCACGAGCGCUACGGCCGGGAGGUGACCCGGCUGCGGCAGCACUGGCAGGACAGGCGGCGUGGCCCCCGGCCCUGAGAGCUGGCCAAGCCCCAGGGAGCCAGCAGGACCCGGGGCAGGGAGGAGACGAUCAGCCCUGGUGCUGCCUCAGGCACCUCCUCACCCCAGGAUAGGCAGCCCUGUCUGUGGCAGCGAUGGACACCGGGUGAUGGUGCUGCCCCAGUGCCAAAGGGACACAAUUGCUGCUCCAGCCUGGUACUUUAGCAGCUGGACUCAGCUUGAUGCCUGCCAGGCUCUCAGGCAUCUCGUGCCAGGCAGUGGGUGCACCCCUCUGGCUGUGUCAGGUGUGGGUGUGAGCUGGUCCACUCAGCACUUAAGCUACAAACCACUUGCUGGCUCAUGCCUCCUGGCAAUCAGACGCUUCACUGGGUCUGGUGGGGCCUCUUGAUGCUCUUGCAGCAGGAUCGUGCACCGACAAUGAUUUUGGAGGAGAAAUUUGAUGGGAUCUCACCCACCUGAGCCCCUCUGUGGGUGUUUCUUAGCCAGGGAGCUUGCUGCCAUCUUCCUCUCCUGCCUAUCGCAAGCGACUAGCUGAGGCUGGCCGAGCUCUGCCAGAUCCCUUUGCUCCAGCAGGAUGUGGUUUGAGAAUGUAAAUAUCAGCGGGUGCAGACGUUCCGUCCUGGCAGCAGUGCUGUGGCUGCCUGGGCUGCCUGCUGCCAGCCCCAGCUGCUGGGCACAGGGGGGAUGGCUGCCUGCAGCCCGGCCGGCCAGGCCACGGUGGGGGCAAAUGGGACUGCAGGCACUGCCUUGGCAGGAGGAUAUUUUGGUGCCAGGAAUCAUCCCAGGGCCAGCCCCUAAGGGGAAGCAUCGCUAGCAGCAAACAGGAAUGUGUGUGUCAGCAGUGGAGGGUGUCAAAUGAUUCAUGCACCAGAGUGCAGUUGGUGUCUGGUGCUGGUGUUGCUCUUUUCUUUCCCCAACGGUUCAUAUGGACACCGAAGGUGCUGUGCUAGAGGUGGAGAGGCACACGUUGGGUCUGGGGGGAGCAGUCAGGGUGCCCUGGCUGGCUCUGGAUCCUUUGCCCCCCUCUGGACUGGCACAAGAUUUUGCUACAGUAAAUGUUUCAGAAAUUCCCUCCUGGCCUUGGUUCUCAUUUGUGUUUAAAGUCCAUGGGAAGGUGGGGCCCAGGUGGGAAUGAAUCCUUCAUUUUAAUCACCCUCCUGUCCCCACCAUGUCCAUAGGGCUGGGCAGGGGCUGCAUCAACAUGAGACAUGGCUGAUGCCAGGGUCUCACAGUGCCCUGGAGCUGCAGCCCCAGCCCCUGCUCCAGCACAUUCCUCUCGCUCAGGGGGCACAGGAACGUGUCCAGGUGGGGUUGGAAACCUCCUGAGCAGGAACCUCCACACCCUCCCUGGGAAGCCUGGGCCAGGGCUCCCUCACCUCAGCACCAAAGGAGUUUCUCCUUGUGUUUAAGUGGAACUGUUUGUGUUCCAGUUCAUGUCCAUCACCCCUUUUCCUGGCACUGGAUGCUACAGCAAAAAAGUGUCACCCCAUCCUCCUGACACCCACCCUUUACAUACUGAUGAGUGUCAGCGAGGUUCAGCCUCAUGCCAGACGACGCUGGGUUACCUCAGAGAGAAGCAAAGCUUCACCAGAGAUGAGCACAAGACUUUCACAGGGUAGGGUCACAGCCUGAUCUGGAUUAACCCCAUUUAACACCCUCUGUUUCCCCCCCAGUUCUCACGAGAUGUUUAUGGCAGAGAGAGCUCCUGCCACAAACCCAAAGCAAAGGCUGUGACUUCCACGGGAGCCCACAUCAGCCCUGGGCCGGACAAAACACACCCCGAGGCCAGACUCGUAUCCAACUUCUGUAUUUAGUGGCUCUUUACAGAACUUGCUCCUUCCAAAAUUGUUAAAACAAAGUUCAUCGAUCUCAUAGAAACUUUUGAAGUACAGUACAUGAGCCGAACAAAAACGUGAGCGGUGUGUCCCGCUGGCUCCAGCACAACAGGAUUGCCCUGCUCCAGGCUAUCCUGAGUGCUUCCUUCAGUCCCCUUCCACUACAGCUCCCGCUAGCACACCACGGAGAGCAGACAAUGGUCACGCCUCAACCUUCUGCAGCACCACGGUGCCAGGGGAAAGAGUGGCUGUGGGCAAGCUGGGUGGCUGUGGGCAAGCUGGGGUGGCUGUGGGCAAGCUGGGGUGGCUGUGAGCAAGCUGGGGUGGCUGUGGGCAAGCUGGAGUGGCUGUGGGCAAGCUGGGUGGCUGUGGGCAAGCUGGGGUGGCUGUGAGCAAGCUGGGGUGGCUGUGGGCAAGCUGAGUGGCUGUGGGCAAGCUGGGGUGGC
Messenger RNA from Colius striatus (speckled mousebird), 3277 nucleotides. RefSeq names its product PH domain containing endocytic trafficking adaptor 1 (gene PHETA1). The record is from RefSeq and is a predicted model, not a curated record. Gene Ontology annotation, biological process: receptor recycling; retrograde transport, endosome to Golgi; endosome organization. Bases 235 to 1014 code for a protein of 259 amino acids. Gene Ontology annotation, cellular component: early endosome; recycling endosome; trans-Golgi network. The transcript is spliced from 3 exons. Lineage: Eukaryota; Metazoa; Chordata; Aves; Coliiformes; Coliidae.